This is a messenger RNA of Epinephelus lanceolatus (giant grouper), 1891 nucleotides long. The record is from RefSeq and is a predicted model, not a curated record. NCBI's taxonomy places the organism in Eukaryota, Metazoa, Chordata, Actinopteri, Perciformes, Serranidae.
CGCAGCAGCAAUGACUACUACAGCAGCAGCAGCAACUACUGCAGCAGGAACUACUGCAGCAGGAACUACAGCAGCAGCCCCACUGAUGCCCAACACCACAGUGGAAGCUCUUGGGACACCUCUUUCUAGGACAGGAUGUGGGACCCAACAGCUCUGUGCAUCCGAGCCUUCCACUUGUGAUCCUUCCUCAACAAACUGUUUCUUUCUUGCCGCCAAGCAAACCAGUGGUCAAAACUUUGAGUUUGGGCUUGCAGGACAGUCAACCGGCUACGUGGCUGCCACCCUGUCAACUGAUGCCACAUUGGGGGGUAACGACACAACCUACGUCUGUGCAAACAACAACGGCACCGUUAAAUUCUUUGGUGCGUUCCUCGACAAUGGCAGGCUGACUACGACAGAGUUGCCCGUGAACAAUGUAAAGGGCAGCGUGAAUGGAAGCACAAUCCAGUGUACAUUUGCAGCCACUGUACCAAACUCAACCGCCAGAACAACCAAUUUCGUACUCGGAAUCUCCACAGGACCUUUCGACGCCACUUCAAACACUCUGGGAAACACCACCACCAGAUUACAGAGUACUGCUGUAAACCUGGCGAAUGCUUCCGCCACCGUCACCAAUACGCUUAACGCCAACCCCACUGCUGCCCCCAAUACCACCAGCCACGCCAUUACACUUCAGCAAUCUCUGAUGCAAGCUCUGCUGAUCACUGGAGCCAUGCUGGGUCUGGUCAUGCACUGAGGAAAACUGAAAGCCCCCAUGACUCAAGAGUGACUCCCUAUUGAUACACACAUGCAACUGAAAACAUACAUCUCACAGGAGGUUUAUUAUACACAGUGCAUCCCAAAUUUUUAGGGUCAUGCUUCAAUUUGUAUCAACUUACCGCAGGUGAAUGUAGGAGUGGUGGAGGGUGGUCACUCUUCUACAGCCUUCUGACUGCUUUCACGUCCGUGAAGGCUCUAAAAAAAAUUAAUUUAGAGGAGUUUUUAAUUUAAUGUGUAUUCUAAUUUGUUUGUUGUUUUUUUGUAACCAUAGGACUGCUGGAUUUCUGUCCUAUAAGAUACUUAAUUGCAGGCUGAUACACUAACUCUCUGCCCCAGGUGAAAAUCAAUCUUUGAAUGGUUAGAAUGGGGUACAAAUGAGAGGCAAUUUGGACCACCAAGAGUACUCAAACAUCAAACCAUAACCAAAUGAACGACUAUCUGACUUUGACCAGUAGAUGUCAUGCUUAAUACAAAUUUGGGGUUUGUCAUUUGGUCAUCUUUUAAGCCCACAUUACCACUGUCAGGCAAAAAUCUCAUGACUUGGUGAUUAAACAGAAGGAAUCCACAACACUGGAGCCAUCAAAUUAUUCAAGUGUUAUCAGUAUUGGUAAAACAGUACAUAAAAGUCAAAACUUUUUGCUGACUAACUAAUGAAGAACUUUAUAUUAACCAUGACAUUCUUUAGUUUACCCUCAGAAGAGGCAGACGAGCCCUAAUGAAGGACCGCAAUUGUUUUUGCUUUGUGUGUGUCACUACACAUCUACAUUACUAUGAUAUGUUUCUGGUGACACACACAAGACAAGCAGAGGGCCAAUGUUUUCCCCUCCCUUCUGCCACUCAUAAUGACACCAGCAAAUGGAAAACAUGUGUGUUUGCAUUAUAUUAUCGUUACAAUGUUCUCUUUUGUGUGAAUGUAUAUAUUGAUGAUACAGCAUACUUUUACAAUGAAGCCUUGUGUGGCUGAUAUUUUCAUUUGUGUAUGUGCAAGUACACAUGCAAAUGAGCAAUUGCUCAUAACGAAUGCUACUGUAUAAAUGAUACCUAAUAUUGGUGAAACAGAUUUUGCACUUUGCGUUAUGUAACAAUUGAGUUUUUACUGUGUAUUUUUGAAAUAAAUAUUUUACCAAACUGA